Molecule: messenger RNA, 1690 nt
Organism: Spinacia oleracea (spinach)
Lineage: Eukaryota; Viridiplantae; Streptophyta; Magnoliopsida; Caryophyllales; Amaranthaceae
Exons: 2
Coding region: 813-1454 (213 amino acids)
Molecular function (GO): nucleic acid binding; zinc ion binding
Source: RefSeq, a predicted model, not a curated record
UGCAUAAGAUUAUGGCUUGAUUAUGUUGCAUGAUUAAGGAUUUUAGUUCUCUUAAAAUCUAACCAACAUAGUAAGAGCCUUAAGUUCCAAACUUUAAAAAUUGAGUUAAAAGGUGUCAUUCCAAAAUAACGCUUACUUGGAUAACCUUUACAUCAAUCUAAGUAAUAGUUUUCCGCCAUAGCGAGGUGUUACUUGUUGAUCCUAAAGGGGUAAGGUACACAAAUAAUUGUGAGUACAUGUUAGUUUUGGUGAAACUCAACGAUAUAAGUAAGGAGUCCUUUUAUGUCGUGGCAAAUGAGAUAGCUUUACCUAAUAAGUUCUUAGACGUACCUAUCAACCAAGAGUAGUUUCUAGACUAUUAGCGAAGGAUUUUCUUACCUAAAAUAUUUUAGAAUUGAGUCUGAAUACAUAAUGUGUUGAAUUCUUCUAUGAUUUUAGGAUCUUGGAUUCAUUUUAUUCACACCUGCCGGAACACAAAACUCGAAUAAAAUGCUUAAUAAAUAUUGAAUAUUACGCAUAAAUGCUAGAAUUUAAGUUUAUUAAGAGAAAAUAUGAAUGCUUAUUUAUUUGUUUACUCUUUUCAAUUGUAGUUUUAAUUAUGGCAAACAACAAUUCAUUCAACAUCUGAUCAAUUCUCGAAAAGGAAAAGUUGAGCGGGAAAAACUUCCUUGAUUGGCAAAGGAACUUGCAAAUAGUUCUUAUGCAGGAGUAUGUCCUGGAAGAGGUGAUGCCCGAAGCCGCAGGUGAAGGGGUCACUCAGGCAGCCCUCAAUCGUUGGAUUGAUCGAUGCCAACAAGGAUGUAAAAUGUCUAAUGCUUGCAACCAUGAGUGCAGAUCUACAGAAAAUGUUCAUCAACUCAGAUGCUUUCACAAUCAUCAGUGAGUUAAAGAACAUGUUCCAAUAUCUAGCUCGAGUCAAAAGAUUCAAGACUCAUAUAGAAAUUCUUGACAUCAAGCUCAAGAAGGGCGAGCCCGCAAGUCCACAUGUUCUCAAGAUGAUUGGAUUAAUUGAGAAUAUAAGUCGGCUGGAUCAGCAGUUCUCUCAAGAAAUGGUUGUAGACACCAUCCUGUAUUCUCUUCAUAGCAGGUAUGAUCAGUUCAAACUGAACUACAGCAUGAAUAGUCUGGACAAAACGCUCACUGAGCUUCACGGUAUGCUGACGACCGCUGAAAAGACGCUCAAAACUGAUAAGCAAGAUGUGUUUAUGGUGCGUGGGGGCAAGUUCAAGAAAUCUGGCAAGAAGAGGAAUGCUAAGAAAGGUGGCAAGAAGGCCAGCCUAAUUAAGCAAACUGGCGGCACCAAGUCUGAAAAGAAGAAGGUGAGCCAACCCACCUCUGAGUCUGAAUGCUUCUACUGUAAGAAGAAAGGGCAUUGGAAGAGAGAUUGCUUGAAGCUAAAGGAAGAUCAGAAGAACAGAACUGUCGUUCAAUCUUCAGGGACUAAGAAGAAAUAGAAGGUUAAGCAAGGGUGAAAUUGACUUACGAGUGGGAAAUGGAGAAAGGAUUGCUGCAUUAGCUGUAGGAACUUAUUAUUUGACGUUGCCCUCUAGGCUAGUUUUGGAACUGGAAGAGUGUUUCCAUGAUCCAAGUCUUACUAAAAACCUUAGAUGCUAAGGGAUUUAGCUUUUUAAUAAAAGACAAUAGUAUCUCGUUUUAUUUUAAAGAGAUAUUUUAUGGAUUUGCUAAAUUA